ACCUAUUGAUAUAAAACUUCACUUCCCAUUCAGUUUCCCCUGCUAAAUGCCACUCCAGGAGAGACUGAGUGUUGAUAAAUACAGGGGAAGGAAAAAGUCGUAAGCUGAGCCUGGUCACAUUGCCCCUUGUGAUAUCGUUUUAUUUUUAACUCGCAACACUUGGACUACUUCUGUUGAAGUUUUCACUCCUUUCCCUGCCUUCCCAACAGAACUGUGUCCUCUACUGCAGCUGACGCAACCCAGGCACCUCCCAGCAAUCCGCUUAGUUGCAAUCAAGGGUUCAGGUGCAAGCAGAUGCUGACUCAGCCCGUUGCAUUAAGAGCUAAGAAGCAAGAAGAAAUUGGGGCACCAUGGGGAAAGCCCGCAGGCCUCCGCCAGGGCACCACAGGCAUUGUGAGGGAUGCUUCAACCGCCACUGCCACAUUCCUGCGGAACCCAACGUCUCCUGCCUGGUAAUAAGCUGCCACCUGCUCUGUGGUGCCACCUUCCACAUGUGCAAAGAGGCAGAGCACCAGCUCCUCUGCCCUUUAGAGCAGGUUCCAUGCCUCAACUCCGAAUAUGGCUGCCCUCUGUCCAUGUCCCGCCACAAACUGGCCAAGCACCUGCAGGUGUGCCCCGCCAGCGUGGUCUGCUGCUCCAUGGAGUGGAACCGCUGGCCAAAUGUGGACUCUGAAACCACCCUUCACGAGAACAUCAUGAAAGAGACCCCCAGUGAGGAGUGUUUGGACACAGCCCUGGCCCUGCAGGACCAGAAGGUCCUCUUCAGAUCCUUGAAAAUGGUGGAACUUUUCCCAGAAACUAGAGAGGCUACUGAGGAGGAACCAACUAUGAAUGGUGAAACCGGUGUGGAGGAAAUGGGAGGAGCAGUGGGUGGAGUGGAUAUCAGUUUGGUAACACAUGGUUUGUCAGCAACUAAUGGGGAGAUGGCAGAGCUAAGUCAAGAAGAACGGGAGGUGCUAGCCAAAACCAAAGAAGGGAUGGACCUGGCUAAGUUUGGCCAGUGGGAAAAUAUUUUCAGCAAAGAGCACGCAGCCUCUGCUUUAACAAAUUCGUCAGCGAGCUGUGAGAGCAAGAACAAGAAUGGCCCAGAGAAGGAACAGAUUUCCAGUGGCAAUAACAUGGUAGAAGGAGAGGGCGCUCCCGAAAAGAAAGAACCACAGGAAAAUCAGAAGCAGCAGAACGUUCACACAGCUGUGGAAACCACAGGGCUUGCCCCUUGGCAGGAUGGUGUUCUGGAAAGACUGAAAACAGCUGUGGAUGCAAAGGACUAUAACAUGUAUCUAGUGCACAAUGGGCGGAUGCUGAUCCACUUUGGUCAGAUGCCUGCUUGUACACCCAAGGAGAGAGACUUUGUUUAUGGCAAGCUUGAGGCUCAGGAAGUUAAGACUGUUUAUACCUUCAAAGUUCCUGUGAGCUACUGUGGAAAGCGAGCUCGACUUGGAGAUGCCAUGUUGAGUUGUAAGCCGAGUGAACACAAGGCAGUGGAUACUUCAGAUCUGGGGAUCACUGUGGAGGACCUGCCCAAAUCAGAUCUCAUCAAGACCACCCUCCAGUGUGCUUUGGAAAGAGAACUCAAAGGCCACGUCAUCUCUGAAUCCAGAAGCAUUGAUGGACUGUUCAUGGAUUUUGCCACACAAACAUACAACUUUGAGCCAGAACAGUUUUCCUCUGGGACAGUGCUGGCUGACCUAACCGCUGCCACCCCAGGGGGACUCCAUGUGGAGCUGCACAGUGAGUGUGUCACCAGGAGACACAACAAAAGCAGUUCUGCCUUCACUUUCACUUGCAACAAAUUCUUCAGGAGGGAUGAGUUUCCCCUGCACUUCAAGAAUGUCCACACAGACAUUCAGUCAUGUCUCAACGGCUGGUUCCAGCAUCGAUGCCCCCUCGCCUACUUGGGAUGUACAUUUGUUCAAAACCAUUUCCGUCCCCCGGGGCAAAAGGCAAAAGUAAUCUACAGCCAGGAGCUCAAGACCUUUGCCAUUAAGCCGGAGGUUGCUCCAGAGCUGAGCGAACGAAGGAAGAACAACCAUCUUUUGGGUCAUGGAGGAAAAAGCCAGAAUUCUUUAACCAGCCUGCCCCUGGAGAUUUUGCAGUACAUUGCUGGGUUCUUGGACAGUGUCAGCCUGGCCCAGCUCUCCCAGGUGUCUGUGCUGAUGAGGAAUAUCUGUGCCACUUUGUUACAAGACAGAGGGAUGGUCCUUUUGCAAUGGAAGAAGAAGAGGUAUUCCCAUGGAGGCACCUCCUGGAGAGUCCACAGAGAGAUCUGGCAGUUCAGCAGCCUCUUCUCCAAAAUCAAGAGCUGGGAGUUUAAUGAAGUCACCUCCAUGUCCGAGCACCUGAAGUCCUGUCCUUUCAACAUCGUAGAGCACAAAACUGACCCGAUUCUUUUGACUAGCAUGUGUCAGCCCCGUGAGCAGGCCCGAGAGAGCUUAGUCUCCACCUUUAGAGUCAGACCACGAGGAAGAUACGUCUCCUAAAAAUGCAGAUGCCACCCGAUGCACCCUUCUUGGAUUUCUUCUCGGAGUUCCUGAAGUAGGACAGAGUGUGGUUUUGAGGAUUCCCUUCUGUAAACUGCCUAUUUGCUUAUCAGGGUGUAUUGGAACAUGCAAUGUCCUUCAAAACCUCAACACAAGGCCAAAGAAUUUCCUAAGCCAUGUCUUGUACCAUAGUGACAUAUUAGUGACUUAUUUCCUUUUUUCUUUUCUUUUCUUUUUUCUUUCUUUCUAAAAUAGAUUGGUCUGAGAAGAAAAUAAGUAAUUUGAGGCCAUUUGGAAGAUGGACCCAAUUUCUUAAGCGAUGAGAGAGCAUGAAAUUCCAUAAUCAGUACAGGCCUGUGCUUUUAUGGGCUUUUUAGUUUACAGAGCACUUUCAAAUUUAUGGGACAGGAAACGCAGAAUGGGACUAAGGUACAAAGAGUUACUCCCCAGGGAAUGCAGGGUGAAGGGAACAAAGCUGGAGGCUCUGGAGCUGGGUCUGUUUUGAUGGUCAAGUCCAGGGCUCGUUUUGGCCAUUCUACUGCCUCUAGGCCAGGGUAGUUCUAACACAGCCUGACAUAGGAGAGCCCCUGACUGAGCAUGGCAGCCUUGAAGAUACCACAGGCCAAAACAUGAGGGGCAGAAAUGGGGUCACAGAGUCUGUUGUUAGAAUCUUGGCAACAUACAGCAGGAAAGCCUUGAGAAAUGGGGAGUCCAAAGGAGACACCGUAUUUAUGGAGAACAUUAGGACAAAAAGCCACAAGCCUACUUUGUAACAUUUUAAUGACUUAAGGGUCAAGAUGUUUUUUCCUCAGAAAAUUAUGUUCUGAGUUAGGCAGAACCUAGGCAUGGCCCUGGGCCACCCUGUGCUAUCUGAAAUGACCUCAAUACACUAAUGCCAACCUCAGCGUCAUGCCAGAAUGCACAGGGUAGCCCAGGGAGACCACACCUUUGGCAAAGUCCAGACAAGGCCCACUGCAGUUCCUAUGGCACCAGUCACCAGCUCCUAGACACCACUUGGGCACCCCAUUGGGGUCUUGGAGAGGAAGACAUGUGAACCUAAUGGCUCCCUGAAAUUGCUCCUACCCAUCCAUAUUGCUGGUCAUGCAUUCAGUCUGACAAAAAUGGAUGAUACUGCUAUUUUUGGUAACAAACAGUGAAUAUUCAUAAGAACAAAAGUAAAAGAAAAAAAGACACAGUAGAAACUAGCAUCCCCUAAAGCAGGGCUUCUUAAGAGACUUGGAAUAUUGACAUUUUUUAAAUGGAUAAUUUUUUUUUUUUUUUUUUUGGAUGGGGAGGGGAUGGAGUUUCACUCUUGUUGCCCAGGUUGGAGCGCAAUGACAACGAUCUCGGCUCACUGCAACCUCCGCCUCCUGGGUUCAAGCGAUUCUCCUGCCUCAGCCUCCUGAGUAGCUGGGAUUACACGCCUGGCUAAUUUUGUAUUUUUAGUAGAGACGGGGUUUCUCCAUGUUGGUCAGGCUGGUCUUGAACUCCCGACCUCAGGUGACCUGCCCGCCUUGGCCUCCCAAAGUGCUGGGAUUAUAGGUGUGAGCCACUGUGCCCGGUCUGAAUUGGAUAAUUAUUUGUUGCAAGGGACUGUUCUGUGUGCUACAAGAUACUUGGUAGCAUCCUUGGCCUAUCCAUUAAAUGCCAGUAGCACCCCCACAGUGGCAACAACCAAAAAUGUCACCAGAUAUUGCUAAAGGUCAGGGAGCAAAAUGGCUCCCGGUUGAAAAUCCCUAAAGGAUGUCAUACUAGUGACAAUAAGUUAGGAUAGGCUUAUUUUUUGGUGCAGCAAAAUCUUAUCUCACAUAGUCAUCCACAAUAGUUAUGAUUUAAUACAGCUCUUUAUUUAUGAAAUAGGUUUUAGACACGUGGUGAUUUUAAGUUGGGAACCGGAUGGAAAUGAUUUGUUUGGUAUGCCUUCAUGUCCUUCAUCCACAUGCAGGAAUGUAUCCUUUCAGCUCUCUUUGGUUAUACCUGAAGCCAGGAGUGUUGAGUUAUUAGCCUUGUGUUUAUAUUCCUCUCACUGUAAUUGGUAUCAUUUUCCCAGCAGUCCUAGCAGUCCUCAAGCAAGUGGGAAAUAGGAAAAGAAAAGGACAGGGAUUGUACAGAAGCAGAUAAUAAAAAAUUUAGCCAACAAAAGAAAGAGUCUAGUCAAUCUGGGUACUUGUUAUUGCCUGGGUUCUCUCUAAACAUGGUUCAGAGCUGGUGUAGAUGAAGUAGGUGAAACCUCUGAAAAGAGUGGAGAAGGCAGUAGAGCAAGCCCCAGACCAGAAAUACGCUCAUCUUUUCAUUGUCAUGUGCCACUCGGCACUAUUUGGUAAUGUCACUCUAUUUUUCCUGAUUCCAUCCUUUGGUUUAUAUUUCAUAUUUGUAUAUAAGGCACCAUUUUCUAAAAAUAUGACUAGGGUGUGACCUAAGGUUUUAUUCUGUGAAGAUGAGUAACUGGAAAGAAGCUAACACUACAGUGGGAAGAAAGGAAGAGAGUUGUCCAGGUGGUAGUUCCACAUGUUUUGAAUCUAGUCCUUCCUACAUGGAGGAAAAAAGCUCCUAAAUUCCACUCUGGGUUUGUGAUUUUAAUAGAAAUAGAAAGGGAAACUACAGACCCAUGGAGAUGAAAUUCAGGGGCUAUGGACGGAUAGAGGAGAAAGGUGCUACUUAGAGAAUGGAGGAGAAAGGUGCUACUUAGAGAAUGGAGGAGAAAGGUGCUACUUGGAGAAAGGAAGAGGGCAGAGGGCUUUCCCUUCCCAAACUGGGUGGGUGGGGGCAGCCUCAAGAGAGUGGCACUGCCCACAACUGCUUGUGGGUUGUACACUUCAAACUGCACUCUUCCCCUCCAGUUGCUGCCUUCAGAGCCGUGUUGAAGCACGAGCUUCAAUAAGACAAGCACACUUCAUAGUGAGAGGGCAGUGGCACCAAAGCCCUUCAGAGCGACUAUGGAUUAGACAGAAAUGAUUUGUGAGAGGAAGCUGGAGUGAACGGCAUGAAUGGCAAGUGUUAUCUGACAGAGGCAAGACAGCUAGAUGUGGCUUCAGAUUUAGAAACAGCUGAGGGGAGCAAAGAGGGACUGUGUACACAGGGAAGGGACAUAUCUAUGGGCAGAGCCCUUGGUGAGUAUCAUCACCAAGAAAGGCAAGUCCAGAGUAGAGAUCAGCUGAACAUGGAGGAUGGGUCUGUAGAACUGGGCCAGAGAGGAUCUUGCUGCCUUAGUAGCAUAAGGGUCUGGAAAAGAAGUUUCUGUCUCACAACAAAGGAAAAAGUGAAAAGCAAGGUGGAACUUGAAGAUGUGUCACGAAACUCACUAUAAAAAUCUGAUUUAUGUGUGAUAUCAAAUCAAACUGAAGUGAAGAAUGAGACUGAGUAUAUCAGUGGUGACUGACCUCUGUAUACUAGAAAUCUCAAUGUCUCUAGAAGAGGAAAUAAAAGCUGCUUUGCACUCUGAAA
This is a messenger RNA of Macaca mulatta (Rhesus monkey), 5924 nucleotides long. It is a transcript of the gene FBXO40, whose product is annotated as F-box protein 40. Gene Ontology annotation, molecular function: zinc ion binding; protein binding; ubiquitin protein ligase activity. The record is from RefSeq and is a predicted model, not a curated record. Lineage: Eukaryota; Metazoa; Chordata; Mammalia; Primates; Cercopithecidae. Gene Ontology annotation, cellular component: cytoplasm.